UCAAAGGCCGUGAGCUGGAGCCGUUUGGUACUGGGGCACAAACCACCGACUGCGGGUAACCCGGGGCAACCGGCGGGCUGCAGCGGCCCGCGAUGUGGGCGGCCGAGGAGCGGAGGCCGCUGCUGGGCCCGGGGGCCUGCGAAGGGAGCCGGGUGUUCGGGCGCCGCUGGUUGGUGCUCGGCGUCUUCUCGCUGCUCGGCUUCGUGCAGGGCCUGGUGUGGAACUCGUGGGGGCCGAUCCAGAACUCGGCCCGCCGCGCCCUGGGCUUUAGCACCCGCGACAUUAGCCUGCUGGUCCUGUGGGGGCCCAUCGGCUUCCUGCCCUGCUUCCUCUUCACCUGGCUGAUGGACAAGAGAGGCCUGAGACUAACUGUGGUUCUCACUGCCUCAUUAAUGAUGAUUGGCACCUUACUGAGGUGUAUUCCCAUAAAUAAUCAAUUAAUCAAAAGAUGGUUGAUCCACACAGGACAGCUGUUGAAUGGAUUAGCUGGUCCUGUUGUUGUGAAUGCUCCUCCAUUUCUUUCGACAACCUGGUUUGCACCAGAUGAGAGGGCUACAGCCACUGCCAUUGCAUCGCUGUUCAACUACUUUGGAGGGGCUUGUGCGUUUUUGGUGGGCCCAUUAGUAGUUCCAGCACCCAAUGGUACUACUCCACUGCUUACUGCCUCCAGCCAUAGCAAUGACUCCAUAAGGGAUCAUAUCCAAGCAUUGUUAUAUGCAGAAUUUGCUGUGGCUGUUUUGCUGUUUGCUAUAGUGAUCGCCUACUUCCCAGCCCACCCUCCUCUUCCACCCAGUAUAGCUGCUGCAAGCCAGAGGCUGAACUACAGAACCAGCAUCUGCAGACUUCUUGGCAAUUUCAGAUUUUUAAUGAUUGCAUUGGCCUUUGCAAUGCCUCUAGGUAUAUUAGCAGGCUGGUCAGGAGUACUCGAUGUAAUUGUAACGCCACUCAAGGUGAGCCAGGUUGAUGCUGGUUGGAUUGGGUUUUGGUCAGUAAUUGGUGGCUGCAUUGUUGGAAUACUGGUUGCAAGAUUUGCAGACUUCUUCAGAGAUAUUAAACUUAUCCUGCUGCUGCUUUUCUCUGGAGCCACACUGUCAUCCGCAUGGUUUGCCCUCACUUGCUUCAACAGUGUCACCCAUCUGCCUAUAACACGAGAAACUUUAUAUACAUCAUGCAUCUUAACUGGAGUAUUCAUAAUCAGUAGUGUUCCCUUCUUCUUUGAACUCUUUGUGGAGACUGUAUACCCAGUGCCAGAGGGGAUAACCUGCGGAUUCGUCACCUUUUUAAGCAAUGUCUUCAUGGGAUUAUUAUUAAUGUUUCUGGCAUUUUAUCAUACAGAUGUUUCCUGGCUCAAUUGGUGCCUGACUGCAUCGUGUAUGUUCAGUCUGAUGCUUAUUCUGUUGUUCAAGGAAUCCUAUGAUAGACUCUACCUCGAUGUUCUUGUCUCUGUUUGACGUUUUGUAGACAGAAGCAGUGGAUGGAUUUUAAAGUCCCCUUGGAUUUGAAUUGCACACUUGUUAGGAAUUGCACUUUUUCCCAAAAAAAGGAAUGGAGAAACUCAGACCUGUAGCUUUCCCAUUGGUGUUUUUUUAAAUUCAACCUUGAUGUCAGAAAUUAAAAUUGCUAAUUAGUAGUGUAAGAUUGGCGAUGUGUGUGAAACAAUAAGCUGAUGUGUGUUCUGUGAAUGAUGGACUGUUUUAAGAAUGUAAGUGUCUUGGUACUGAUCAUACAAUCGACACAGACAAAGCAAGUGGUGGGCUGCAGUUAAAAAAUUGUCUAGGGAAAUGUUGAUGGCAACCACAGUUGAAUAAUCAUGCCUUCAAUUUUAUCGUGGCAAAUGCCUUCCUUGAGGCUGAAAAAGGUAAUGGUGAAGAAUUAUUAUUUAAUGCAAUUGAGUAAGGAAAGGUUGGUGCUACUUUAAUAUCAAGUAUGUUCUUCCUGCUAUUGGUUUAAGCAGCACUACAUGGCAACUUGACAAGAUGGGGUCAAAUCUGAAUUAUUAUAUUGUCUUGACCUGCCAUUCGAUGGGCACGGUAGGCAUGAGGUUACUACAGAUUGCACUGUACUGGAAUUGCCAAUGGGAAAUGUUAGUAAAGUACUGAAUGCAAAGUAACAGUUGCUGUUUACACUGAUAAUUAUCUCCUAAGAGAUUUCAGCAUCCAGCCAGUGCUCACUGGUGCAUCACAUCAAACCUAAUGUGGAUCUUUAUUUUCUCAGUCGGCUGUGCUUUCUGUUAUUUUUUUCUGGCACGGUCUAGUGUGGUUGUCACUAACCAGUAAUCGUGAGCGACUGAUGCCCUGAAACUGAUGAGGGAAAGAAUUGCUAAGCACAAGAACAUUCCAGGUGCACUGACACCAGGGAUAAUUAAUGCACGGACUGAUAGCCCACACGUAUUCCCUCACCUCACUUUGUGUAGAGAUUCUGCGAUCACUUGCAAAAGAAUUGAGUGCUUACUGUCAUAACCUGUAAUUAUCCACGAGUUCAGUCACAUCCCUGCAGCUUGGAGUUCUGACAGCAUAUUUUGGAGUCUGUUGUAGUUUUGUCUCAACAAUUAUUUUCUCUUACCCGAACCAUUUCAGCCUGUGUAAUUUUGCUUCUACCAUAUUGACUUGAAUGUUUUCUGAAGCUUCUGAUAAAGCUCAGUGAAGGACAAGGAACGGGAGUUUUUUUCUUAUCCAGGUGACGCCAACAACAUCCAAAAUGGAACUGCAGAAUGGAACUGGACGGAGGCUCACAAGGUUAUGGCAUCUUUGUUGUUGUUUACAGAAUUACAAUGUCAGGUGCUGCUAUCAUGAGUAUAAGAUGAAUGGAAAAUAUUUUCUUAAAAGAACUGUAUUACCCAUGUUAUUUGCCUGUAUCUUGAUUACCUGUUUGGGGAAUAAAACAGGGAAUGUGAACUGUUAAUGAUACUGCAAACAAAGGCAAUAUUUUUCCUUAAGUUUUUUUUUAUUUAAAAGCUACAUUUGUUGUGCAUUAUAGUGAGUUGGUAAUGAAAGGGAAGCAGUUAAUCUGUUUUUGGAUCUCCUUAAUAGUAAAAAUACUCUUCCAUGAUACUUGUUUUCGUAUGUCAAGGGCCCUGACUCCAACUUCUCGUGAAAGCAGUUCUCUUUCAUCCACCCACUUCCCCGUCCACCUCCGCACCAAGAUUAGAGAGUGAGUGAAAACAUUGAGUGCAAUAUCUUUGCCAUUAAAUAUGACGCAGGUGUUUAGAAUGAAUGGUAUGGAGAGAGCUGUAGUUGAGCAAUUCCAUUCUGCCUGUUAACUUUCCCCCACUGUGGUAUUAGGAUAUACUGUACCUCUGAAUUGCAAGAUUAACAAUUCUUAAGAAUGAAAUUCUAGUCUUUCCUAAUCCAAUGUUACCAAUCCUUUACAAACAUUGAUCAGUAGUAGACUUUGCCGAUCUGUUACAUGCUAUCUUUAGGUAGAUGCUCUGUUUUGUAAUUGAUGUCUAAAAUUACAAUCUUAACUGCUUUAUUUUUAAGCAUUGUGUCCUUAAAAUGAAGUUGCAUUAAUUAUUCUUCUAAGAUUUGCUACUUAGAACAGCUGUGGGGAAGGUAUAUUUCCAAGUUAUAAUAUUUGUAAACUGGCCUGCUGUCAAGUUGUUUUUAAAAUCAUUGCACAACGUUCUGUAUCUCUCACUGAAGAAUUACAUUGUACUUUUUCUGUGUGUGUGUUCUGCAGGGUACUUCCUGAAUAAAGUUUUCAAAAUGUGA
Molecule: messenger RNA, 3710 nt
Organism: Pristis pectinata (smalltooth sawfish)
Lineage: Eukaryota; Metazoa; Chordata; Chondrichthyes; Rhinopristiformes; Pristidae
Gene: slc49a4
Product: solute carrier family 49 member 4
Biological process (GO): transmembrane transport
Cellular component (GO): intracellular membrane-bounded organelle; membrane
Molecular function (GO): transmembrane transporter activity
Source: RefSeq, a predicted model, not a curated record